UGAAAAGAAAUACACGCAGAGAUUCAGCAACAUUUCGCAGAGAAAAAUAAAAGAAAUGGAGGCUACAGAUGUCGUAAUGACCAUAUAUAUUCCAAGAAUGUACGGAAUAGGUUAUGUUUUCGAUGGAAUGUUUGACAAGAAGACUGUCAAGCAAUGCGAAAAGAAAAUUAAAGAAAUGGAAAAGGAGAUUAAAAAACACAAUCAAAUUUACAAGAAAUUGCAGGAUCAGCAAAAGGUGUGUUGGCUUGCCGACAGAAAAGUUACAUACAAGAUGGAUACUUCAAAGAAGAUAAAUGAUUACAUCGGAGAGCAUUUAAAUGCACAUGAAGAACGCGCAACACGAAUAGCUAUGAAUAAGGUUCAGAAACACCUUCAAUAAACAUUAAAGCAAGCAAAAAGGACGGAACAAAAGUACCAAGAUCUUUUGGAACAGGAGUCGAGGAUAAGAUCUUCUGUCAAAAAGAUGGAACAGGACAUAGUUAAAAUGAUUGAAUUCCAAGUGAAUGACAGAACAAGGACUUCAACACCAGUGUAAGUAAAAGAUAU
Molecule: messenger RNA, 546 nt
Organism: Mytilus trossulus (common blue mussel)
Lineage: Eukaryota; Metazoa; Mollusca; Bivalvia; Mytilida; Mytilidae
Exons: 4
Coding region: 56-379 (107 amino acids)
Source: RefSeq, a predicted model, not a curated record